AUGGCUAAAUGGAGUCCUCCUCCUUUUCCUUCAUUCAAACUUCGGUUUGAUGGGGUCUCUAAGGGUAAUCCAGGGAGGUCUGGGGUUGGGGUAAUUAUUUUUGAUCACUCCUUAAAGAUCAUCAAAGCAGUGGGUAAAUAUAUUGGUCAUGGUAGUAAUAAUGUGGUUGAGUUUCAGGCCUUAUCCUUUGGACUUGAUCUUGCUCGUUCUUUAAACAUUAAGGGCAUUGUUAUUGAAGGUGAUUCAAUGCUGGUAUUUCAGGUGGUUGCUAGAAAAAAGUGUCUCUCUUGGCACUUGCAGUAUUUUUUAGAGCACAUUCUCCUUCAACUAAAUGGCUUUUCCACUUUCUCUAUUUCUCACCGUUUUAGAGAAAUUAAUGCUUUCGCAGAUUUUCUUGCAAACAAGGCCGUUGUUGAGGGUGCUAAUCAUAUGGAACUUGCCCCUUUGGAUUUUCCUAUCUCUUGCAUGAAACUUCUCUCUUAA
Molecule: messenger RNA, 483 nt
Organism: Cryptomeria japonica (Japanese cedar)
Lineage: Eukaryota; Viridiplantae; Streptophyta; Pinopsida; Cupressales; Cupressaceae
Exons: 1
Coding region: 1-483 (160 amino acids)
Molecular function (GO): nucleic acid binding; RNA-DNA hybrid ribonuclease activity
Source: RefSeq, a predicted model, not a curated record